Messenger RNA from Phycomyces blakesleeanus NRRL 1555(-), 2006 nucleotides. RefSeq lists its product as hypothetical. The coding region runs from base 29 to 1846 and encodes 605 amino acids. Gene Ontology annotation, biological process: SRP-dependent cotranslational protein targeting to membrane. Gene Ontology annotation, cellular component: signal recognition particle, endoplasmic reticulum targeting. Gene Ontology annotation, molecular function: endoplasmic reticulum signal sequence receptor activity; 7S RNA binding; signal recognition particle binding. NCBI's taxonomy places the organism in Eukaryota, Fungi, Mucoromycota, Mucoromycetes, Mucorales, Phycomycetaceae. The record is from RefSeq and is a predicted model, not a curated record. The transcript has 7 exons.
AUCAUAACCUAUCUAUAUAUCUAAAAACAUGGCUGAACCAAUGGACCUUGAGGAUUCAUCAAAGUCUCCAAUGUCUGUGGAUGUUCUUCACAUCAUCAAUGAGGCACGAAUGACCUAUGGUCUUAGACAUCAAGACUAUCAGCGUUACCGCAAACAUUGCGCACAUCGUAUUGGACGUAUUCGACAGUUGCUCCACAUUGGACAAGACAUGACAAAAAAGAAUGCUCAGAGAAAAGAAAUCCCGGCCAAUGUGGACGACAAACGUUAUUUGGAACUCUACAUCUAUGAAGCCGAACGUGCCUGGGCAACUGCAAUGGAGCUAAAGGCAGAGGCAGAAUCAAGCAUGGGUACACGAAAGAGACACCACUUUACCCAAAAGUUGAAGAAGGCCGGACAGCAUACAGAUGCACUCUAUGCCCUUUGCCAGAAACUGUCUGUAGAUAGCAUCACGGUGUUGAACAUCAAGGCAUACGCAAUGACUAUGAAAGGAUAUUAUUAUAUUGAGCGAAAGCAAUGGCAAGACGCGUUGGAUCAAUGUGUAUCAGCAAGAUCUUUGUACGAAACCCUUGCACAGACAAGCAGUAAUGCUCAUCAGGAAGCAUUGUAUUACUCUGCGAUCGAUACCCUGGAUCCCAAUAUUCGUUUCUGCGCUUACAAGCUUCAGAUCGAUACAUCUUCCCAAGACAUGGAUGCUAUUACCAAGCACAUCAAACCCGUCACCGGAAUGGAAUCAUUGGAAACCGAAUUGGCCAAGGUAAAAGAAACAAGUGGCCAAGGGCAACACGAUCAGCAAAACUUCCUGAACCGUCGUAUUUCACAAACCAUCAACUGGCGCUCAAAGACCUUGACCGUCAAAAACAAGAAUCUUGCGGAUCCUAUCCAAAAGGCCGAAGAUUCUGUGCGUCACCUGGAUACUACGACAACAGCUCGAUCAGAAAAUGAAAACAAGACGGUCGAGAGCUUUGACCCCAUUCUGUCGCACUGGGCUGAGGCCGAGAAACAGGCCAGAAAGACAAUCAAGGAGGACAAGGAAGUCUCUGCAAAGGUCACUUCGUCAAAAUCUGUCCAGGCUAGUGAAGAGUUGGUGUGGAUCCAGGCAUUUGUGAUCUACAAUCUCUAUGCCAGAUCUAUUCAGCGCAACCUUGUGCUGGUCGAAGAAUUAAAGUCUACUAGAGGCAAGGAACGGGAGUUGAUCAAACUCUAUGAUGACAUAUUAAAGAAUGUGGAUUCUAUUCGGGACCUUAAUGUGGUUCAGGAAGAUGCUGCAUUUGAUCUUGAAUUAGAUACCCUUGCUCACUUUUACAGGGCACACAGAUGUGUUUACGUUGCACGUAUCUAUGCUGAAAAGGCAAUGACACCAGAGGCACUCUCUCUUUACCAGAGAUCUCAGCUUUAUGUUGUCCAGGCCAAACAGGGACUCCAGCAACUUGGAGGACAGUUUUCGGAAGAUGCUAUUCUCAAGGUGUCUGAUACAGAGCUCAAUUCUCUUGAGCAGACCAUCCGCACUGGAACCCACAAGGCCCAUGCUUCCUGGUACCUUGAGCAUCCUACAGACUCCGAAGACUAUGAGAAUGACUUGACCCACAAGAUGAACCAUCUCAAUCUUGAUAAGCAGGGUGAGACUGCACUUAUCAAUCGCUUGGAUGUUUACCCUGCCACACUGGCGACCAAUACUGGUUCGGCUCCUCAUCUUAUCGAUUUCCCUCCGGUAUUCCAACCUGUGGCCUGCAAACCUCUUUACUUUGAUCUUGCUGCCAAUCAGAUCAAGUAUCCCUCUGCACUCACUGAGCGUGCCGACAAGCCAGCUAGUAAACUAUGGGGUUUCUUUGGCUUUGGUGGAAAGUAAAAAAAAAAAAAUUAAAAUUAAAAAAAAAAAUCUGAAAAAAAAAAAAUGAUAAUGAUGUAUAUACAUAUCUAGAUCUAUAUACAAACAUUCUAAUAUACACAAGGACUAUUUUGAUUAAUAUUAUAUAUAUAUAUAUAUAUUUAAGCAAACAAACAAAGGC